Cyprinodon tularosa is the source of this 2841-nucleotide messenger RNA. It is a transcript of the gene vsnl1b, whose product is annotated as visinin-like 1b. Lineage: Eukaryota; Metazoa; Chordata; Actinopteri; Cyprinodontiformes; Cyprinodontidae. Bases 420 to 995 code for a protein of 191 amino acids. The record is from RefSeq and is a predicted model, not a curated record. The transcript is spliced from 4 exons. Gene Ontology annotation, molecular function: calcium ion binding.
CUGCGGUCAUAACGUGACAGCAUCCAGCUGGAACCAAACGGAGCAGCAGCAGCAGCGCACAGGCGAACUCCUCAUCCCAGCAGGCUGUGCUGCUCCUGCAGUCCGCAGACAGGCGAAGGCUGGCAGGGAUCGGUCCCUGCUGCGGCUCAUCUGGAAACAAACACACAAAAAAAUCCCGCAAUUUCAUAAGCGACUCUGUCCGUGUGUGAUUGUGUGCGUGAGUGUGUGAGAGAGAGUGCGCACGGGAUUUUUUCUUUUCUUUUUUUUUUUUUUUUAGGCGGUCGUUGUUGAGAAUAAUCCGUUUUUUAGGUGAACGUUUCCAUCCGAAGAGGACGGGGGUUUCUGGACUUUGCAGGAGGCAGAGCUGCUCAAUUCCGACAGAGAACCCCCCUAAAAUCUAGUCUUUAAUAAGAGGAAUUAUGGGAAAGCAAAACAGCAAGCUGACUCCUGAGGUGAUGGAGGAUCUGGUGAAGAACACAGAGUUUAAUGAACACGAGCUGAAACAGUGGUACAAAGGCUUCCUGAAAGACUGCCCCAGCGGCCGGCUGAAUCUGGAUGAGUUCCAGCAGCUUUAUGUCAAGUUCUUCCCAUAUGGCGACGCGUCGAAGUUUGCAGAACAUGCCUUCAGGACCUUUGACAAAAACGGAGAUGGAACCAUCGAUUUCCGAGAGUUCAUCUGCGCCCUGUCCAUCACCUCCCGCGGCAGCUUUGAGCAGAAACUCAACUGGGCGUUCAACAUGUAUGACCUGGACGGCGACGGCAAAAUCACCAGAGUGGAGAUGCUGGAGAUAAUCGAGGCCAUCUACAAAAUGGUGGGCACCGUGAUCAUGAUGAAGAUGAACGAGGACGGCCUGACACCGGAGCAGAGGGUAGACAAGAUCUUCAGCAAAAUGGAUAAGAACAACGACGACCAGAUCACGCUGGAGGAGUUCAAGGAGGCGGCGAAGAGCGACCCGUCCAUCGUGCUCCUGCUGCAGUGUGACAUGCAGAAGUGAAGCGGCCUCGGCCCCCCCUUUCCCCCCCCUCCCUGCUUGCACCUCUUUCUCUCUACCCCCCGGUCUCACCCCCCAGCCACCAACUCUGGACAGCAGCACACACGUUUUAAGGUCUCAUUAAGGUUCUCUGCCAUUUCCACAAAGGGGGGAAGAAAAAAAAACCAACAUAACGUAAAAGAAAAAGAAAAUGCUUGGACUAUUUUUCAAUGGACUCGCUUCUUGUGGUCGUAUGCAUGAGAAUGUCAAAUGCAGAAUAAUUUUGAAAAAUAGCUAUAAGAUAUCACAGAUGUUUAUUUCCAGACAUGCCAAUGUGAUUCGUGCACAGUGACCCUGUACAUUCUCAUCCAACCUUUAGCUUGUAUAUCAGUGGAGCACUACAUUCGGGUUUGUUUCUGCAGUAUUUAGACCCCCUACUCCCCCCCUUCCCUCCAGUGUUCACUGCUACAACUACUGUAUGCUUUACAUAAUAGUAACAAAACAAUAAUUCCUAUGAUAAUUGUAACUGUCUCUAAUAUCCAGACUUGAUGAGCUCUUGGAGAAUAGAAAAGGCUCUUGUCUGUUCCAGAUGUUCUCACUCAGUGGAACCAAGAAGAGUAGGUUCUUUGCAUGCAUAUAUUACGUGUCGGGAAAAAAAAUAUAAAUAUAUAUAUAAUCUCUUACCUUUUUGCAUCUUUAGGUGGCUAUAAAAAGACGAAAAUUGGAGAUUUAUUUAGUAUUGUUGCAUGGGCUGUACAGUAUGUGACGCAUUAGAUCAUUAGUUGUCCCCCAGUAUGGUGGGAGCAUGCCCCCCCACCCCCACCCAUCUGAAAAAGCAUUCGUGUUUGACACUAGAGUCGUCGGAAAGGUGCUCGCCCUGUAGCCGUGGGUUGAAGAGCUUUCACGUCUACAUGCAGCGCCGCGUUGUGGCCCAGUGUGACAUGUGGGAUGAGCAGAAAUGUAUUCAUGCAGACAUGAUUUUUUUUUUCCUUCCUUUUGAUCACAUAGUGCUGCUGCCGUUUCAAAUGAAAGGUCAAACAUCCCCAGCAUCAACAGGCGCAGCACUCCAAUAAUUGGCUUCUUUUUCAGGCUGCUUGGUUUUGAUUUAAACUUAAAGAAAUAAUAAUUACAACAAAAAAAAAAAUUGACUAACUUACAUAUCAAUAUGUUUACAGAAACAAAGCACUGCGAAUUGAGUACAUUCUUGGCUUUUGGAUGCGCUGCAGGGGCGAGCCCUCAAGGCUUAGGGAGCUUGUGAGGGUGGCUCCAUUUUUUUCAAUGCAGCUGAAACAACAACAAAAGCCUCAUCUAUGUUUACUGGAUACACUGCAUUCCUUUGUGUAAAACCUUUUUGUAAGGAGAAACUUUUUAUUGAAAGGUCUCAUUUAGGCAACCCGUUCGCAGCGAUCAGGAAAGAUGUGGGGACCUCAAAGAGGCGUUCGAUGAAGUUUCUUACACUGUGAGACAGUCGCGUUUGGUAACUGAAGAUUUUUUUUUCUCUUGAUCCCCCCUCCCGGCCCAUCAUCACCCACCUCCUCCUCUCACGUGUAGGCUAUGCAAGCAUGGACUGAGAGUCUGCUUGUUGUCCACUUGCACCAGUGGAUGUUGCAGAAGAAGCUAUUCAUUGUUUUUGUCUUGAACAUAAAUAAGCCAAUCCUCACAUUUCAGCGACUCUAUUAGUUUUAUUUUUUAGUCCAGACAUCAGGUCAGAAAUGUAUUUAUUUUUUUGUUAGGUAAAUGUUUCUAUGGGAUAUGAACUCUCAUUAUUCAACUGACUGUACUCUUUUAUACAUGUGGCAUGUGUUGCACCUAAACUCAGUUCUGUAAUGUUUAAAAUGAAUAAACCAUCAACAGGCUUUUUGGAAACACA